UCUUCCGCGUGAAUCACUUGCUUUACUGGGAUGACAAGUAAACAAUCACAACUGUUGGAAGGUUGGACAUUUGAAAGAGAAAAAACAAGCAAGGAUUAUGCUCAUAUUUGUGUUCGAUGCUUACUUCUUGUAACACAAUGACAUGAUAAAAUCCUGCACUAUUUCCACUAGCGUAGGAGUUUCUUGCACCGUGUGUGUCUACCUCUACACACAUGCCGACCUCACGGCGGACGGGUGUGAGCACAAGGAAGGAAAUACCCGGUGUUUAUCGCGUAAUUUCGUUGCGACCGGAUGUGGAAUUUUAUCGCUAUUAACAAGAAAUGUAAAAUAAAACAUGUCAUGUCCAUUAUGCAUGUAUGAGAUUUGAUGAGUCGAUGCCUUUUUCUGUUUAUAUGCUUUCCCAAUUCGUGGAAGAAAUAAAACUAUUACUGCUUAGACACCUUAUUGACAAAAGGUAACCCCCUGAAUAAGAACAUCUAUUUCUAAUAACAAUAUUUAUAAGAUCUGCAUGUUUUAGUGUAGUCGUAAAGAGUGACACUUCCAAGUCAAACAGCGUAGGACAUGUUUUAAUUUUUUUGGCUUUAAUUGCUUUGUUUACCGGGAAGACAAGUAAACAUUCACAACAUUUGGCAGGUUGGACAUUUGACAGAAAAAAAACGUCAGGGAAGAAACCUAUGUGUUCAUGUUUGUGUUCAAUGCCUACUUCUCAUAACACCAUGACAUGAUAAAGUCACGCACUAUCUUGAAUAGCGCAGGGCUUUUUGCACCUCGUGUACCUGCCAAUUGUCACGUGAUGACCUGAAGGCAACGGGAUCAUAGAAUAAGGAAGUGAGCACCUGUGAGCUAACCAUUUAUGUGAUGGAGGCGAAGUUUUUGAUAUUUUACAGUCUUAUUCUUCUGGAGCGAAAAGUAUAUUCAGCAGUCAACAUUGAAGAAUGUCCAACUGACAUGAUAAAUGUAACGGAGGACGAUGAGCUCAGCCUUACCUGUGGUCCAUCUUACAGUGAGAUAGAGUGGUAUUAUUCUACCAACAACACGUUGGGGGACUACAUCGGCUACUGCAGUGGAACACGUUGCAAUCCCAUACAGUCAAAUAAGUUCAGAAUACACGCCGAGUGGUCUUCGUGGCCUUCACGGUUGUACAAAAGCAUUUUAGACAUCACUAAUGUCACGAGGGAGGAAGCUGGUUUUUUCCAUUGUAAAGAUUCUUACUCGAUGUAUACGUGUAGACUUCGGGUAACAGUACCUGCUAAUCUGGUUUCCGAAAACUGCAAUGUGGAGAUAUCAAACUGGAAAGUGCAAGGAACAUGCCAAGUUGCAAGGAUGUACUCGUCAGAUUCCAUCUACAAAUGCACGUGGAGCGUAAAUAAUGCCGAGCUACCAUCUGGCUUUGAAGAACCCCUUACUAAUUGGACUGACAGGUAUACAAGCUAUUUGAAUAGAACCUACAUGAGGGGAAAUUGCUCUUUUAAGCAGGAAAUGCCUUCUGUAAGGUACAGCUACACCUAUAAAAUCAGUGUUGAUCCUGGUCUUCAAAACUUCUUUGUAAAGACGAUUAACAUAGAGCCUCCUAAGAAGCCUGAGAUCAACUGUUCAGAAACCGUUCUUGAGGGAUCGACUGUCGUCUGUAUGUGCACCUCCCAAUACAAAGGAAAUCCACCUGCGAAAUUUGCUUGGGAUGGAAUAGAUACUGAUAGACUACUUCUUCGCAAUGUCAGCCGACAACAAAACUGCACUAAAUAUACAUGUCGACAGACUUGGGGUCCUUACGGAUUUAUCAACACUACAGUUAACUACACCUUAACAGUAGCAUGUACAGAAGAGAGCAUCAGGCAGGUAGAUGAACAGAAGACAAAAGCAAAGGACUCGUCAUCGUCGGGCAGCAUUAACGGAGGACUAAUUGGUGGCAUUGUUGCAGCUGUAGUUUUUUCAAUUAUUAUUGGAGCUGUCAUCGUUGUCUUCAUAGUCAAGCGGCGGAAAGAUCCAAUGUACGACACGGCUAGAAGACCUGCUAAUAACGAACAUAAUUAUGAAGACCUUACUCAGAACAGGUGUGAAGUUCGCCAGCCAGCAGGUGCAAGCAACAAAGACGUUACAAGACCAAACACUGAUGGACAUAUGUAAUGAGAAGUUAUUCUUAAAGAUCAGAAUGCCUCGCAAACUACAGGUGCAGUCUUUGUUAUACCAAGGACAUCAAGGACUGCUCGCAUUUCCUAAAAAGACUUGUUAAAACCUACAGAAAAGAGAGAAACAAGAACAAAAAGAUAAGCUGAUGUUUAAGGUUCACAUUCCACAAGAACAGGUGUGUUGUUUAGCAUCUCGCCAGACCACAGCCCACCUUCUUCUUUCACGCUUGCUGUGAUCAUCUAUUAACAAUAAAACACAACUAAAACAGUUAAAAACUCAGUUAUGUGUAUUCCUUCGAGUCGUAGCACGGCACAAUAUCUUAUUGUAGAGGGCUUAAUCAUAGAAACAAGCAAAUUCUUAUUUCAUUUAAAAUUUAAAAGCAUAAAACCACAACUAGAAGGAAGCAAAUACAAAACCUUUAUCGAUGGUCUCCACUGCUAUGUGCUACAAAACUAUCCGGUUUAUCUCUAUUUUUCGUCUUUCUUUUUUAAUUUGUCUUUUAUUUAUAGCCGAACUGAUUCUCUUUCUUGCAACUCCUAAUUAAAAUUUUCAAGUUGAAUUCUAGCUCCUACUCCUCGAGUGAGCAAAUAUGCCUCGAGUUCUUUUUUAUUUACAUCUACCUCACACCCGCACUUAGCCGACCUGGGAGUCCCUAAAGUGUCCUGAUUUUUUGGUUUUUUUUUUUGCUCUGUGCGUUGUUCGCUUCUCUUUCUCUCGUCAUGUCGUUCAUGUUGUGUGCCCCAGGUAGGACUAGAGAACAGUCGAGUACUGGAUGAGCAUUUUACUUCCUUGUAGAUGUCGACAACACUAUGUCACCUGAUCCUGUUAUCAGCACACCUUUCGUCUCUCUUUCUUUCUCCUUAUUUUAAAUUUCUUCUUUUCCUCUUUUCCUCUCGUUGUCUUAGGGAGAAAUUAUUUCAACAUUUAUAGGUAUAUAAAUAAUGCUAGACGAUUGCAUUCUGAAAACUGCCCUGGUGGACAAAUACAGUUGUAUUGUACGUAUUUAUUAAAAAAAAAUAUUUUUCG
Molecule: messenger RNA, 3153 nt
Organism: Pomacea canaliculata
Lineage: Eukaryota; Metazoa; Mollusca; Gastropoda; Architaenioglossa; Ampullariidae
Exons: 9
Coding region: 859-2124 (421 amino acids)
Source: RefSeq, a predicted model, not a curated record